Molecule: messenger RNA, 837 nt
Organism: Homarus americanus (American lobster)
Lineage: Eukaryota; Metazoa; Arthropoda; Malacostraca; Decapoda; Nephropidae
Product: tigger transposable element-derived protein 7-like
Exons: 1
Coding region: 1-837 (278 amino acids)
Cellular component (GO): nucleus
Molecular function (GO): DNA binding
Source: RefSeq, a predicted model, not a curated record
AUGAGUAAGGAGUGCAUUUCUGCAUUAUGCUAUGCUAAUGGGAUGCACUGCUUAAAGUUAGCUGUUGUUGGCAAGUCUAUGCACCCACGAGUGCUAAAGGAGUGUAUGCGCCAGUUGCCAGUUAUCUACUAUCACUCCAAGAAUACACGGUUUAAUUGUGAGAUCUUCGAUGACUGGCUUUUAAAGCACUUCAUCCCUGAUGUACGCAAAUACCAAGAAGAGGUUAUGAAGCUGGAUUCUGAAGACAUCAAAGCAAUUCUGCAGAUUCAUAAUGUGCCAGCUCACCCUAGUGCUGAGAAACUGAUCAGCAGUAAUGGUAAAAUUCAUGCCCUGUUUCUGCCGCCCAACACUACGUCCAUUAUUCAGCCUAUGGACCAGGGAGUUAUUGUGUCAUGCAAGAGGUUGUACCAAAGGGGGUACCUGGAUGAAGUGCUGGUAGUGCUGGAGGACGAAGAUGAUGAUGUGAAUAACACAAGAGGGAUAUGUACAUUAGCCAACAUCAAGAAAUACAAUUUGAAAUCAGCCAUAUUCAACUUUGCUGCUGCAUGGAAGGACGUCAAGAUAUCCACCUUAGAUAACAGCUGGAAGAAACUUCUGCUUGAUACUGAACCUGAACUAGACUUUGAGGGAUUUGAGGUAACAAAUUUUCAUUGUGUGUUACAUCACGGCAGAGAAAAUAAUAAAACCAUGGAGGAUGUGGAGACGUGGUUGGAGGAGAAUGAGGGUGAUCCAGGUUACCAGUUGCUUUUGGCUGAGGAGAUUGCCGAUGUUGUCUGCGCUGUUGACAAAGAGGACGACGAUGCGAAGAGCAGUGAAGGAGAGGAGUCGUGUGUGUGA